This is a messenger RNA of Austrofundulus limnaeus, 1525 nucleotides long. RefSeq names its product B-cell lymphoma/leukemia 11A. NCBI's taxonomy places the organism in Eukaryota, Metazoa, Chordata, Actinopteri, Cyprinodontiformes, Rivulidae. The record is from RefSeq and is a predicted model, not a curated record. Bases 345 to 845 code for a protein of 166 amino acids. The transcript has 2 exons. Gene Ontology annotation, cellular component: nucleus. Gene Ontology annotation, biological process: regulation of transcription by RNA polymerase II; negative regulation of dendrite development. Gene Ontology annotation, molecular function: RNA polymerase II cis-regulatory region sequence-specific DNA binding; DNA-binding transcription factor activity.
CCUCGCCCUGCCCAUGUUCUCUGCGUGCCUCGGUCCGUCCACCUCCUGACGUUCAAGUUCGCAGGAACGUCACGUCCGCACUUGAACUUGCAGCUCAGGGGGGCUUCGCCGUCCCCCCCCACCUCCCCACAUCACUCUCUCUUUGCGAAAAAGUCAUGAGGAGCUCCGCGCAGCCCGCAGCGCGUUUACGCACCGCGCUCUGAAUGAUCCGCAGCUCGGCCCGCUUUUAUUUCCCCGCACCUGGAUGACAAAACGCAUCAAUGAAGAGAUUUCACUCGGAGUCUACCUUUUAGGAACGGAUUUCCCAAUGUGAACUCAGCUGAAGAGCCGCCGCCAAACCGACCAUGUCUCGCCGCAAGCAAGGCAAACCCCAGCACUUGAGCAAACGGGAGUUUUCGCCUGAGCCUCUCUCAGGUGUUUUACCAGAAGAAGAGUCUCGGGACUCCCCCAGGCUGGGUGUGUCUCAGGGCGAGCCCCUAAAAGGGGACCAGGACCUGCUCACCUGUGGCCAGUGCCACACCCGCUUYCCGCUGGCCGACAUCCUGCUGUUCAUCGAGCACAAGCGGAGGCAAUGCCACGGCAGCCUCUGCGCGGACAAACCACUGGACAGGCCGCCGUCCUCCCCUCUCGCCUCGCCCCUCUCCACGUCCUCGACUCGCUCACGGACCCAGCCCCAGCACCUGCGGCGGGCCUGCCACCCCGUGGAGGUGGCGGUUCAGGUGUCGCCGCUGGAUGAGGAUUGUUUAUCUGCGCCCUUGCAAGGAAUAAUCCCCAAGCAGGAGAGCGUUACAGGUAAARCCUACGUGGAUCUGAAACAAAUCGUGGCAGUGCAAACACACAGAUGAGCAGGGAGAAAAAAUAAGUGGUGUUUGGAGGUUCACAGUUUACUUCAGAAGAAAACAAAUACCCUCUGAGACGUACUUGCUUUGCUUCUGGUAAUUUGGAUGUAUAAAAUCUGCAUAAACAGGGUGUAAAAUAUCAGCUGCUCCAUUUAGGAGCUGUGAAUUUUCCCAGCUGAGUCAUGAACCUAAAUGAAGACCAGCCGUCUUGAAAAUGACUGUGAGAAAGGGAAACAUUUGGAGACAAUGAAAAAGGACGCACACAGACAAAAAAGACAAAUGAAAAAAAAAAAAAGGAACCAGAGGGAAAGAUGGGAUGCAUUUCUUUUGGUUUGUCCUGUAGCACAGAUGUGCUUAAACCCUGUGGACAAAUUCUCUCUGAUGUGGUGCUGGAAGAUGUAUCUCUAUCCUUUACUGGCUUAUUACACUGUCAUCCAGUAUCUCUUUUACCCUCAAAUAUGCGCCUGUAAAGGCUCACUCCUAUUCUAAAAUUAAAAAGCGAUAGAGAAGAAUGUAAUUAUCUGUCAGCAAAGAAGUGUUUAUUUGAGGAACUCUACAGCCACUAAUUGUCAGUGUUUUCCUUGAUUUGAGUAAUUAAGGACUUCUUAAGGCAUCUUGUUGGUUUGUUGGUUGUCCACGGGGGCUAAACGAGGCUGCAGUGAAAACAUGAAUUGCUGUGCAAACAA